UUCUUCAAAUUUGUUUCCCAAACCACUUGCUGCGAGAAAGCAUGCUUUACGACAGUGUCGCAAAUCACGAUGCAACUUCACUCAUGGAAACGAGCCCGUGGACGGAGUUUUGUUUGCACUCUUGGGGAGCUAACAGCUACGGGCAGCUCGGACAGGGGCACGUGGAGGACCUGUCGGAGCCCCGGCUCUCUGACACCACCGCUCUACAAGAAACUGCUUUACGGGCCGUCAGCGGCGGCGGGGGUCACACCGCGGCCCUUACCGAAAGGGGAGAGGUGUUUGUGUGCGGACAGAAUCACAGAGGCCAGCUGGGACUUGGCCACAAUGCAGAUGUCUCAACUCUCCAACUCUGCCCCAGUCUGAACCAAAGGCUCACAAAAGUAGUCUGCGGUUGGGAUUUUACUCUUCUUCUCAACGAUUGUGGUGGAAUACUAGCAUGUGGCUCCAAUGCUUAUGGACAACUGGGUGUUGGACCAAACGUCUCACACUCUGCAGAUCUCCUGCUCGUUGAGAGUCUGGAGGAGCCAGUGGUGAGCAUAGCAGCAGGACUCAGACAUUCACUAGCCGUUACAUACUCAGGCCGUGUAUAUCAGUGGGGUAGUGGCCUUCACACUCACGCUAAGAGAGCCCUAAGUCCACGUCCCGUCCCACCACAUCUCACCUCUAUGGUGCCAAUUCUGGUACCAGGUUUGGAUCAGAAAACCUCACACAGUGUAACAGCAGGCUCAGCGCACUGCGUGUGUCUCACAGGAGACGGGGAUCUGUUCCUGUGGGGAAGCAACAAGCGUGGCCAGCUGACCACUGCAGAGCCCUUCCUGUCCACGCCAACCCUUGUGAAUCGCUCGCUGCUGGGAGGCGAGAAAGUUACCGCUGUGUGGAGCGGCUGGACGCACGUGGUGGCUCAAACAGAAAGUGGACGAGUGUUCACAUGGGGCAGAGGAGAUUAUGGGCAGCUGGGCCGACGAGCAUCAACCAGUCAGAACUCGACGUGUGCGUUGACAGACCAGGAAGCCCGCCUCCCUGCCGAGGUUAGCGCCCUCCGCGGAGCGACACAGAUUGCAUGCGGAUCGGAACACAACCUUGCCAUUGUAGAUGGGUGUCUCCUCUCCUGGGGCUGGAACGAACACGGGAUGUGCGGAGUCGGUUCGCACAGCGACGUCCGCCAGCCGCGUCCCGUCCCCGGGGUCAGACCGCUUCUCAUUGGCUGCGGCGCUGGACAUUCUAUGGCAACGUGCGCCGCGACGACCGACCGGAGACAAAACUCUGCUUUAACUGCUUUGCCUCACUGACCUCGGAGGAGGAACAUUUAUUCAUCAUCGGACGAGGAAAAACCCAAAUGGCUUUGUGAAUUAACAGUGGUUACUUAUUAAGUGGCUAAUUGGCGGUUUGCAAAGCCCCUCAUGAUUAUUUGAAGUGUCUUACACUGCAACUUUCACCUUCCAAAUGGCCUACUUAAGCUCCUUGAAAGAAUCCGGCUGCACUGGCCAUAAAUACCGACUGAUUGAUGCUCCACGUGAAAACAAGCCGUUAUUUCUCCAAGCAGCCUGGUACUUUGAUUAAAGGUGAUUGGGGCCGACGGCUUUGCAGGACAUGGCCACGCCCACUGCUCUGGCCAUGCUGGUCUCUCAGAAGGAAGCCUUUAUGGGUCGCGUGAGGAAGGGGCCGGACUGCCGCUAUGGCUACAUCCAUGUUAGCAGUUUUAUUGCUGGGAUGAUUUGUAUCAGAAAGCAGUCAAUCUAUGCACUCUUGUGAUUUACCAAUUAUACACAAAGUACAUUGCAAUUUCUUUAGACUACUGUCCAUCACUUCUGGAUGUUUUUUGCAUUCUGACAUUUUUUCCGCUGCACUCGCCCCAACAUACAUAUUUAUAAGUAUUGGGUGGCCGCAGUGCACCACGCGGUGACCAACCUGCAAGUCUGAAGACACGGCUGUGGUCGAGGGCAGUGGCGGAAAUGAGAAUACCCCCCC
Messenger RNA from Pungitius pungitius (ninespine stickleback), 1968 nucleotides. It is a transcript of the gene sergef, whose product is annotated as secretion regulating guanine nucleotide exchange factor. Gene Ontology annotation, biological process: protein ubiquitination. The coding region runs from base 42 to 1289 and encodes 415 amino acids. NCBI's taxonomy places the organism in Eukaryota, Metazoa, Chordata, Actinopteri, Perciformes, Gasterosteidae. Gene Ontology annotation, molecular function: ubiquitin protein ligase activity. The record is from RefSeq and is a predicted model, not a curated record. The transcript has 11 exons. Gene Ontology annotation, cellular component: membrane; cytoplasm.